This is a messenger RNA of Paramuricea clavata, 2176 nucleotides long. Lineage: Eukaryota; Metazoa; Cnidaria; Anthozoa; Malacalcyonacea; Plexauridae. The record is from the annotation of a GenBank genome assembly.
UACAAGGUUCCUGACGCUGAGAACAAGGUUCCUAACGCUGAGGACAACGUACCUCACGAUGAGUACAAGGUUCCUGACGCUGAGGACAAGGUACCUCACGCUGAGGACAAGGUUCCUGACGCUGAGGAAAAGGUUCCUUACGCUGAGGACAAGGUUCCUGACGCUGAGGACAAGGUUCCUGACGCUGAGGACAAGGUUCCUAACGCUGAGGACAAGAUUUCUAACGCUGAGGACAAGGUUCCUGACGCUGAAGACAAGGUUCCUGACGCUGAGGACAAGGUUCCUGACGCUGAGGACAAGGUUCCGCGCGCUGAGGACAAGGUUCCUGGCGCUGACGACAAGGUUCCUCGCGCUGAGGACAAGGUCCUUACGCUGAGGACAAGGUUCCUGACGCUGAGGACUAGGUUCUUGACGCUGAGGACAAGGUUCCUCACGCUGAGGACAAGGUUCCUCGUGCUGAGGACAAGGUUCCUGACGCUGAGGACAAGGUUCCUGAUGCUGAGGACAAGGUUCCGCGGGCUGAAGACAAGGUUCCUGACGCUGAGGACAAGGUUCCUCGCGCUGAGGACAAGGUUCCUCGCGCUGAGGACAAGGUUCCUCGCGCUGAGUACAAGGUUCCUCGCGCUGAGGACAAGGUCCUUACGCUGAGGACAAGGUUUCUGACGCUGAGGACAAGGUUCCGGACGCUGAGGACAAGGUUCCUGGUGCUGAAGACAAGGUUCCUGACGCUGAGGACAAGGUACCGCGCGCUGAGGACAAGGUUCCUGACGCUAAGGACAAGGUUCCUCGCGCUGAGGACAAGGUUCCUCGCGCUGAGCACAAGGUUCCUUACGCUCAGGACAAGGUUCCUGACCCUGAGGAAAAGGUUCCUGACGCUGAGGACAAGGUUCCUGACGCUGAGGACAAGGUUCCUGACGCUGAGGACAACGAUCCUCGUGCUGAGGACAAGGUUCCUGACGCUGAGGACAAGGUUCCUGACGCUGAGGACAAGGUUUCGCGCGCUGAGGACAAGGUUCCUGGCGCUGACGACAAGGUUCCUCGCGCUGAGGUCAAGGUCCUUACGCUGAGGACAAGGUUCCUGACGCUGAGGACUAGGUUCUUGACGCUGAGGACAAGGUUCCUCACGCUGAGGACAAGGUUCCUCACGCUGAGGACAAGGUUCCUCACGCUGAGGACAAGGUUCCGCGCGCUGAGGACAAGGUUCCGCGCGCUGAGGACAAGGUUCCUGACGCUGAGGACAAGGUUCCUCGCGCUGAGGACAAGGUUCCUCGCGCUGAGGACAAGGUUCCUCGCGCUGAGUACAAGGUUCCUCGCGCUGAGGACAAGGUCCUUACGCUGAGGACAAGGUUUCUGACGCUGAGGACAAGGUUCCGGACGCUGAGGACAAGGUUCCUGGUGCUGAAGACAAGGUUCCUGACGCUGAGGACAAGGUACCGCGCGCUGAGGACAAGGUUCCUGACGCUAAGGACAAGGUUCCUCGCGCUGAGGACAAGGUUCCUCGCGCUGAGGACAAGGUUCCUUACGCUCAGGACAAGGUUCCUGACCCUGAGGAAAAGGUUCCUGACGCUGAGGACAAGGUUCCUGACGCUGGGGACAAGGUUCCUGACGCUGAGGACAAGGAUCCUCGUGCUGAGGGCAAGGUUCCUGACGCUGAGGACAAGGUUCCUGACGCUGAGGACAAGGUUCCGCGCGCUGAGGACAAGGUUCCUGGCGCUGACGACAAGGUUCCUCGCGCUGAGGACAAGGUCCUUACGCUGAGGACAAGGUUCCUGACGCUGAGGACUAGGUUCUUGACGCUGAGGACAAGGUUCCUCACGCUGAGGACAAGGUUCCUCGUGCUGAGGACAAGGUUCCUGACGCUGAGGACAAGGUUCCUCGCGCUGAGGACAAGGUUCCUCGCGCUGAGGACAAGGUUCCUCGCGCUGAGGACAAGGUUCCUUACGCUCAGGACAAGGUUCCUGACCCUGAGGAAAAGGUUCCUGACGCUGAGGACAAGGUUCCUGACGCUGAGGACAAGGUUCCUGACGCUGAGGACAAGGUUCCUCGUGCAGAGGACAAGGUUCCUGACGCUGAGGGCAAGGUUCCUGACGCUGAGGACAAGGUUCCGCGCGCUGAGGACAAGGUUCCUGACGCUGAGGACAAGGUUCCUCGCGCUGAGGACAAGGCGUUACGCUGA